CUCCAACUGAUCUUACUAUUAAAUCAUUACCAAUGUCACGUACGGACGGGUCACCACGGUCCCGGCUCAACUAUGCAUCGUUCAACCAUGCGCAACUUCUAAGUCCAGAAUCUGAUAAAGCCAGUUCGAGUGAGGAAGACUCCGACGAUGAUUAUGCGUAUGGGUAUGAUUCUGAUGGGAACCCCCAACCAAUGAGAACGUUGAAGAUCAAGAAGAAUCGAUUCAGCGUGUUGAAGAAAUUGAGGUUACGAUCUUUCAGGAAAAGUAAACGCUUUUGGGUAUACACAAUAUUUGCAUUAUUUAUAAUCUACGAGAUAUUUAGGCUAUAUGUUGGGUCUGAAUAUAUAGUACUACCAGAGGAUGUGGAGCUAGAUAGGCCGAAUGAGUUUCUUCGGAACAAGAAACAGCUGGUCAGUGGUCUGAAUAUCAAGUCAUCAAUCGACGAACCAUUUCAAUUUGGAUGUGGUAUCCCGGAUACCAAAGCCCCUCGGGCUAGUGCAGCAUUUGUCAUGUUAGCGAGAAAUUCUGAGAUUGAAGAUGUUAUAAAAUCAAUGAAGUCUUUAGAAAGGCAUUUCAACCAGUGGUACAAUUAUCCAUGGGUUUUUCUAAACGAACAGCCAUUCACUGAUGAUUUUAAAGAAACCGUGGCUAAGUAUACUAAUUCUCAAGUUGAGUUUGGGUUUAUUGAACCAGAACAAUGGGAAUUUGAUAAACUGAUCGAUCGAGGUGAAUUCUACGAGUUUAUAGAAAGCCAAGGAGAUCGUACGAUAAUGUAUGGGAAUUUAGAAUCAUAUCAUAAAAUGUGUCGAUUUUAUUCGGGAUUUUUCUAUAAACAUGAGUUAGUUAAAAAGAGAGAUUGGUACUGGAGAGUGGAACCAGACGUUGAAUUUUUCUGUGAUUUGACUUACGAUCCAUUCAUUGAAAUGGAGAAAAGAAAUAAAAAGUAUGGAUUUAAUGUAUUGAUUGAUGAGUUGUACUAUACUAUACCGGGCUUAUUCAAAGAAACCCGGGCUUAUAUACGGAAUAAGGGAAUCAAAGUGAAAGAUACUUGGGAAUUAUUUAUUGAUGAUUCCAAACACGUUAAGGGGAAGCAUGAACAAGAUUACGAUGGAAUCAGAGGGUUCAAACGAAUCUUGAGAAGGAUAGAAUCGAAUAUAUAUAUCAAACGUAUAAUACAAACCAAGAAAAAGUCAGAUCAAUGGUUAAAUAAAUUGAGUCCCCAAAUAUUGGAGGAACUUUUUGAUAGAGUGACUGAUCGUCCUGGGAUCAAUUUGGAUAGAUUUGACCGAGAAGAGUAUAAUUUAUGUCAUUUUUGGUCCAAUUUUGAAAUUGCUCGAACCGAUUUAUUUAAUUCCAAAACCUACGAAGAGUAUUUCAAACACUUGGAGAAAAGUGGUGGUUUCUAUAAAGAAAGAUGGGGCGACGCCCCGAUCCACUCAUUAGGAGUGGCAAUGUUAUUAUCGAAAGAAGAAAUCCAUUAUUUUAGAGAUAUUGGAUACAAACAUAGUACUUUAGGACAUUGUCCUAAUAAUUCUCCCUCGAAUCAAUUAAAAUAUGAAGCGCAAGAUCCAAUUUUGGGGAAAGAUGAAUUCGGAAUCUUCAGUAAGCGAACCCCCGAUAAACCAAUCAAAAACGGAGUUGGAUGUAGAUGUAGGUGUCCACUGAAUAUGAAAGAAAUUGAAAAUCUGGGAUCAAGUUGUAUUAAGAAUUGGGCAAAAUUCACCGGUGAUAAUUAUAGACAAAAACAGCCAUUAGAUUUAGACUACUGGGAAAAAGAAAUGGAGAGAAAAAUCAAUAAAAACCUUGCCACCGGUGGUAAUAUUGGUGAUAACUUAGUUGAUGACAUAGUUAAUAACUUAGAAUAGCCUACAAUUCAGC
Messenger RNA from Hyphopichia burtonii NRRL Y-1933, 1878 nucleotides. RefSeq names its product glycosyltransferase family 15 protein. The transcript has a single exon. NCBI's taxonomy places the organism in Eukaryota, Fungi, Ascomycota, Pichiomycetes, Serinales, Debaryomycetaceae. The record is from RefSeq and is a predicted model, not a curated record. Gene Ontology annotation, molecular function: alpha-1,2-mannosyltransferase activity. Gene Ontology annotation, cellular component: membrane; Golgi apparatus. Gene Ontology annotation, biological process: cell wall mannoprotein biosynthetic process; protein N-linked glycosylation. The coding region runs from base 33 to 1865 and encodes 610 amino acids.